GAAGACCAGGCGUUCACUACCGGCAAUUUCGAAAGCGGAUGCGCGAGCUCAGUUCUGUUGGUGCUAGUUUAACGUAUCGUUAAAGAUCACGAUUCAAAGAAAAAAAACAAAAAAACAAAAACAAACACCAAAAAAGCCCAACGAGGAUUUUUAAGAAUUAAUAUUUUUAUUUUUAUAACUAAUUUGGACAAAGUCGAAAGAAGAAAUUGAAGUCUCAGAGAUAUGGAGGAAGAAGAGACCGUAUCGAUACUUUCCAGAAAAGAGCUACGUAAGCACAAGUUAAUGGAAUACUUAGCAUCAAAAGGAAGACUGAAACUGCCGAAUUCUAAGCCAUACCUCCGUGAUGAAUGUCAGGUUAAGAAGCCUCUGGCAUCUGCAUUAAAGGUUGUUAUGGGAAAAGAGAACAAGGCUCCGGCUGACACAUUCAGAUAUGAGGGCAGAAAAGUUGAAACUCUGGCUGCUCUAUCCACAAAACACCCUGUCAGAAGAGCAUUUGGUGUCACUAACAAGGUGAAUAUAAAAGGGGGCAUCCUGACUGGACAGCAGAAUGCCAAACGUCCAUGUGCAACCAGUGGCCCAGCACAGCCAGAACUUAAUAAAAACCCAGUUUUUAUAGGAAAGGACACCCCUGUGUCCUCCAAAUCCAACCUGAAUGCAGCAAGUCAUCUCAAAAAGCAGCUAAACACAGGAAUGCAAUCUUCAGGCAGAGCCUCUGUCAGUGUGAGGAUGAGUCUCGGCCCCAUUGUCAAAACAAAAACAGGGCUCAUUCCUGCAGUGACCCAGCCAAGAAACACAAAGCCACAUAUAACAUACACCUCUGCUACAGCAGCUGACACCACCACUAAUACUUCUGUUGUUAACAAGCUGCGAUCCAGCACCUCAUCAUCAGUCUCUGUUUCUCAGAGGCCUGCCAUGGCUCAGAGGAAAACACUUCAUACCCAUGCUCUAACCAACCCUGUUAAUGAGAGAACAACUCUUUAUUUGAAUGCAAGAGCUGGGAUUAAAGUUCAAGAUCAGAACAAGGCUAACUCAAAACCACUUUUGGGAAAACAUUCUCAGCCAUUUUGUAAGACUCAGAGAGAAUUGUCAAAGGGAAUGACAUCUGCGCCUAACUCCAAGUGCACAGCAGCACCUUUUAAGCCAGACGGGAGGGGAGAGAUGUCAAAAACUAUUAAAUUGGCUGGUGAGCCCACGGACAGGUCAAAAAAUCAGAAAUCGGAUGGUGCAGGGGAGAAAAAUGGAAAACCAUGUAAAAUUACCUCCCGGACAUCCUUGGGGCCACUGGGCAGGUGCAGUUUCAAAGCAGCCAGUGGGGUUAAGCGAGCUGCUGUGGCUGAGCUGGGAGGGAAAACCAAAACAUGUCAAGAGACACAAAGCGAGAGGGGACACAGUUCAGCAAGUGCCCCUCCGCCACAAACAGGCAUAGAAAGAACAGGCGCUCCAGUGAUGUCGCCGACAGUGCCGAGGCCUGCCAGGACCAUCAGCCGUACAGGCCAAGCCACAGACAUGAAGGUGCCAAAGGACCCACUCAUGGUCAUUCCCCAGACUGAAGGAAAGAAAGUGACUGCUGCCCAAAAGGAAAGAAUGAGAAAACUGCAGGAAUGGCGGGAAGCCAAAGGGAUUUCCUACAAGCGUCCUCCCAUGCCAGUGAAACCUCAGGUCAGGCGCAGUGUGGCUGUGUCCCACCCUUUCUGGGCCACCAUGAAGGAGGAAGAUGAGGCCCACUCCCUCAUCUGUGCUGUAGACAGGUCCCUGGCUGAUUGCAUCAAAUUGCUUGGAGAGGGUUGCCGUCCAGACAAGGUGAAGGAGGUUCUAUCGCGGCUGCCAGCAGUGUCCCAGAAGUUUGCCAAAUACUGGAUCUGUCAGGUCCGUCUGAGGGAGCGAGAGGGCAACCUAGAUGUCCUGCCCAUGUUUGAAGAGGCAGUGCGUGUUGUGUUGGAGCCAGUGGAUGAGCUGCGGUCUGUGGUGUUUGAGAUUCUGAAGAAAAAGGAGGAGAUCCAAGCACCUGAAGCAAAAGAGAAAAACGACGACCAAGUCCCAACAAUUGAGAGCUCUCCUGAGAGUAGGAACAGCCCAGUGACGACCCCUAAACCUGUCAGAGCCCUCAUCUGUGGGGAGAAAGGAGACUCGUCUGUAGUCAAGUAUAAGAUCACAGCGACUCCGGGCGGCCCUGCGAGCCAGCAGAGAGAACCAGCGCGGGUCAAUGGACAGGAGGUUCGGUUUUUCACCCCGGUUAGACGCUCAGUGCGAAUUGAGAGAGCCUCGCUCCGAUAUCCUGCGUCCCUCCAGGACCAUGAUCUCUGUGUGGCCUCGUACCAUGACCUGAUCUCCGAGGAGGAUAAAGAGAACAGUGAAGAGCAGGAGAGCGGGGAAACCGGACCGUGUCUCAGUGACACGCCGAUGUACAUCUACAGACAGAACGAAGCACUUACAGACAAGGUGUUCGUCCAGCUAGUCUGCGAUUAAGGUGUUUAGUCUUAGUUGCUAACUUCACCUCGCAGCAGUUUGUGGUUGAGACAAAAUUCAGAUGGUCAGUAUUUGUUACUGUUCACAUAGCAAUGAAAGAAAGUACAACAUAUGUACAUACGUAUUGUCAGAUCUCAUCCUGUUCCCCGAAAAGAAAGUAUUAUCCUUGUGAAGCUAGAACCUGACAUUUUAGGCAACGAGCUGUGUGUUUUAGAGUUAGCUAUGUCUCACACUUAUGGAGAAGUCAUUGGGUUUUUGCUUUUGGGCCCUGGAUUAUUUUAUUACUUCAAAUAAUGUGUACAUAGUAUUGCAAAAUAAAUGGCCUCUUUUUUUAAAAACAUA
This is a messenger RNA of Xiphias gladius (swordfish), 2808 nucleotides long. It is a transcript of the gene ckap2l, whose product is annotated as cytoskeleton associated protein 2-like. The record is from RefSeq and is a predicted model, not a curated record. Bases 223 to 2466 code for a protein of 747 amino acids. The transcript is spliced from 9 exons. Gene Ontology annotation, cellular component: cytosol; centrosome; mitotic spindle. NCBI's taxonomy places the organism in Eukaryota, Metazoa, Chordata, Actinopteri, Istiophoriformes, Xiphiidae.